CUCCUGUUCUGUGACCUUCAUCGUUGCAAUGUUCCCGACGUUUGCCUCUGGCAAUUAGGGCGAGGCUAUCAUCCGAAUGUGUUCUUCUCGGGCUGAAUUUUAUUGAUGUGUAGCUAUUCCAUGGCGAACUUGGCGCACCUUGUGACUACAACACCUUGAGUUGCCAGACAAGGUUAUUCGGAACCUCACUGUAUCCCGAGUAUAUCGUGGAUCCUGAGUUCCCACAUCAACGCUUAAUUGCCUUCCUUACGCCCACAGAAGAUAACACGGCACAAGCAACACGUGUGACGAACGCUUCUUGCGGUUUUAAAACGAGCCGUCAUGCUGGCAUUACCAUCAUUCUCUUAGAUAUCUAACCCCCUCUGAAGCUCGCCCUAGCCCAUCCGCAGCCAAUCUCGCUUUUGCAAUGAAAUUGACCAGGGUCGAUAGGCUUCUUAAAUGGCUCGCCUCAAAAAGGGCUCCGUCGAUUCAAACAACCAUAGAUCGCACACGGCAAGCCCCAUUGAAGAGACCGACAGACCGUAUCUGGCCAGUGGCACCAUACUACUUUAAACAGGCAUCACGCUACUUCAAACAGAGUGGAUGGCAACCUGCUAGGGAAGAUCAUGGGUCGUCCAUGGAAUCCUUAAAUGCUCCCACCUCUCUCCGACUUCUUACGUGGAACGUCAACUUUUUUCAACCAAAUGCCGAAGAGCGGCUGAGCUGCGCGCUCGCACAUAUAUCCAGGCACCUUUCAAUACCCCCGGAUUCCACCACUGAGAUUCCUGUGGGCACGCCCACACCUUUUCCGUGCUGCAUUCUCCUACAAGAGAUCAGCGUCAAAAUGUUCUCUGCAUUGCUCUCAUAUAAAUGGAUUCGUGAGCACUUCUUCAUCAUCCCUGGUCAUCCGGAAGACUGGCCCAGUUCGAAGUAUGGGACGGUCACGCUCGUCUCACACAGCGUGCCUUUACUCGACGCGCAAUCCCUGGAAUUCGGGAAUUCUAUAACGGGUAGGACUGCACUGCUCGUGGACGUGCUGGUUGGACGCUCCGACACACGAGCAGAAUACGGUGGCUCUGCCCACGAGACAUCGGCUCCUGCUGUCUUGCGCAUAGGCAACCUGCACCUGGAGUCAAUGUCUCAGGGUAGCAGUAAGCGGCCAGCGCAGCUCGAAGCUGCAGGGAGAUUGUUGAGGAAUCCGAGCGUCGUUGCUGGGAUUUUGGCGGGAGACAUGAACUCGAUCAGCCCGAGCGACGCUGACAUCCAUCGUCUUGCAGGACUGGAGGAUGCGUACGAGGGUGGAGAAGAUGACGUACUGGGUCACACAUGGGGAUAUCAGUCUGAACGGCGAUCAAAACGUUCCAGAUUGGACAAGAUAUUCUAUACUGCCAACACUCCUAUAUGGAUAGAGGAUCCCCAGAGAGUCGGCGUUGGUUUAAAGACAAAGCGAGGGCAGUGGGUCAGUGACCAUUAUGGCCUCAUAACGACGGUUCGGCUCAAAGACAUCAUCAAGGCAAAUUCAUUGUGA
Messenger RNA from Laetiporus sulphureus 93-53, 1507 nucleotides. RefSeq lists its product as uncharacterized. Lineage: Eukaryota; Fungi; Basidiomycota; Agaricomycetes; Polyporales; Laetiporaceae. Gene Ontology annotation, cellular component: PML body; cytoplasm. The record is from RefSeq and is a predicted model, not a curated record. The coding region runs from base 407 to 1507 and encodes 366 amino acids. The transcript has 2 exons. Gene Ontology annotation, molecular function: single-stranded DNA binding; 5'-tyrosyl-DNA phosphodiesterase activity. Gene Ontology annotation, biological process: double-strand break repair.